AUGUCACCAAACGCUACGGAACUCGGCGUGAUCGAGGCGAAUUUUCAGAAUGGGCAUAAAAAUGAUAAAGGAAAUUCUCGUGGCUCUGAAGAACCAUUGGCGCUUAAGGUCAUACGAUCAGUAAUGACUCUGUUCACCCACAUUUUUAUAGGUAUUGUGGUCGGAAAUGUUCUUAAAUUUGCUUUCCGAAAUGGUACUCCUUUGUCCGCAACUAAUCUACAUUUGACGCUUUGUGUCAUUGGGUAUCAUUUUCUGAUGGCCGAAGCAAUUUUAUCUCUAUCACCUGACAGUUGGGUUUCAUCUCUGAAACUACGACACAAGAAGAUCGUUCAUUUGACAAUGCAAAUAAUUGGCUCUUUACUGGCUAUACAUCUUUUAUCAACUGUAGUAAGCCAUUUACCAUUAAAUAUUACUAAGUACAGUAUUUAUACAUUGUCAGGGCAGUCGCCCAUACAAAACUUUACCAUGUCUUUUCAUUUGAAAAUGCUAAACUGA
Messenger RNA from Chilo suppressalis (striped riceborer), 495 nucleotides. The record is from the annotation of a GenBank genome assembly. NCBI's taxonomy places the organism in Eukaryota, Metazoa, Arthropoda, Insecta, Lepidoptera, Crambidae.